AUGGACAUUGACAUGGACUACGAAAGACCCAACGUUGAAACUAUCAAGUGUGUGGUGGUUGGAGAUAAUGCAGUGGGAAAGACUCGUCUGAUCUGUGCCAGAGCCUGCAACACAACCUUGACUCAGUAUCAGCUGCUGGCAACGCACGUCCCGACUGUCUGGGCCAUUGAUCAGUACCGUGUCUGCCAGGAGGUCCUUGAACGCUCAAGAGAUGUUGUGGAUGAAGUGAGUGUUUCUCUCAGGCUGUGGGAUACUUUUGGAGACCACCACAAAGACAGGCGCUUUGCUUAUGGAAGGUCUGAUGUUGUUGUUCUGUGCUUUUCAAUUGCUAAUCCUAAUUCCCUGAAUCAUGUGAAAACAAUGUGGUAUCAAGAAAUCAAGCACUUCUGUCCUCGCACACCUGUCAUCCUGGUGGGCUGCCAGCUGGAUCUCCGCUAUGCCGACCUCGAGGCUGUUAACAGAGCCAGACGGCCUCUGGCAAGGCCAAUAAAAAGGGGAGACAUUUUGCCACCAGAGAGAGGCAGAGAGGUUGCCAAGGAACUCGGGAUACCCUACUAUGAAACCAGUGUAUUUGACCAGUUUGGAAUUAAAGAUGUGUUUGACAAUGCAAUUAGAGCUGCCCUGAUCUCCAGAAGACACCUACAAUUCUGGAAAUCUCAUUUGAAGAAGGUCCAAAAACCUUUGCUUCAGGCUCCAUUCCUACCUCCAAAAGCCCCUCCUCCAGUUAUCAAAAUUCCCGAGUGUCCCACACCGAGCAUGAAUGAAGCUGGAUAUUUAUUGGACAGCCCACUGUGUGCAGAUGUCAUGUUUGUUCUUCAGGAGCAGGACUGCAUUUUUGCUCACAAGAUUUACCUAGCUACCUCCUCUUCAAAGUUUUACGACCUUUUCUUAAUGGAAUGUGAGGAAAGUCCAUACUUGGAUGAAACACAGUCUAAUAAAGAAACUACAAAUAAGGAUGUUCUGACGAGUCACCUUGAGACAAACAGUGACAGUGACGAGGCAUCCUUGAAAUCUCUUGAUGUUAAAAUUCCCCCACCAGAAAGUAGUGAGUCUUUAAACAUGCUAGAACCUGAAUCUGGUGAAACAAACUAUGCAGCAAGAUCUCUGUCCUGCUGGGGUAAGGGGUUUGUUAGCAUGCACAAGGAAAUGCAAGUGAAUCCUGUCUCAAAGAGGACGUGUCCUGUAACUGUGGUAAAAAUGGAUUCCUCUGUGCAAGCUGCACCUUUUAAAACUGUUUUGCAGUUUUUAUACACAGGCCAACUGGAUGAAAAUGAAAAAGACCUCACCAGACUGGCUCAGAUUGCUGAAAUCUUGGAAGUCUUUGACUUGCGAAUGAUGGUGGAGAAUAUUAUGAAUAAAGAAGCCUUCAUGAAUCAAGAGAUUACUAAAGCAUUUCACGUCAGAAAAGCUAAUCGGAUAAAAGAGUGCCUUUGCAAAGGGACAUUUUCUGAUGUGACAUUUAAAUUGGACGAUGGAAGCAUCAAGGCCCACAAGCCACUGCUGAUCUGCAGCUGUGAGUGGAUGUCUGCUAUGUUUGGAGGAUCAUUUAUUGAAAGCUCCAACAGUGAGGUAGCUCUGCCCAACAUUAACAAGACCUCCAUGCAAGCAGUUUUAGAUUAUUUGUAUACCAAGCAACUGUCCUCCAGUCAGGAACUGGACACACUUGAGUUAAUUGCAUUGGCAAAUAGGUUUUGCCUUCCUCACCUGAUUGCUCUAGCAGAGCAGCAUGCAGUACAAGAGCUGACAAAGGCCUCCAUGAGUGGCGUUGCAAUAGAUGGAGAAGUCCUCUCCUAUUUGGAAUUGGCACAGUUUCACAAUGCUAACCAGCUGGCAGCUUGGUGCUUGCACUACAUCUGCACCAAUUACAACAGCGUUUGCUCCAAGUUCCGCAAGGAAAUCAAAGCUAAAUCUUCAGAUAAUCAAGAAUAUUUUGAGAGGCAUCGGUGGCCGCCUGUGUGGUAUUUAAAGGAAGAAGAUCACUACCAGCGAGUUAAAAAGGAGAGAGAAAAGGAAGAUGUUGCACUGAACAAACAUCAUUCAAAGCGGAAGUGGUGCUUCUGGAAUUCCUCUGCUGUAGUUGCCUGAACAAAGCAAAUAAGUGGAAAUCCAUAGCCAGAAGUUACUCUUAUUGUUAGAAAUAACAUAAAGUUCAGGUUUUCAGGAAACUGUGUUCCACUUGUGCAUUUAUUACUUCUAGGGUCAAAAGCACAAGCUCACCGAAAAUGAGCCUGGAACAGCUCCUUGAAGUCAUAUGUAUAUUUUUGACUGGUAAGCAGAUAAAUGUCAACCAUUAUUACAUUACUUUUUAUACAAAAAAACCAAAUCCAGCAUUAAUGUUUCAAUCUCCAGUUGGGAAAUAUUUUUAUACUGUCUGGUGUAUUUUGUUCAGAUAAAAUUCUGGAUACUGUUUUGUUUUACAGACCACAAAAUAACCAUGUAGCAGCUUUGUAAUUAGAUUUUAACUAUUUUUACUAUGCGAGUACAGUGAAAUAGACAAUCUUCAGUCAUAAGAGACUGCUUUUAGAGUAUCUCAUAAAAGUCAUCUUAGGAAAAAAAAUCUAGCUGUCUACUAUAGGUUGUCCUUUUCAAACUAAGUACUGUGCACUGGUAAUAUAAUUAGAUGGUUAUUUCCCCUUUCUAAAGCAAAGGGUUAGAAUAAGAUCCAAUAACUGCAAGAUAUAGAGUGCUUGAUCUUUGCUCAGCUGAAUAAUAGACAGUAUAAUUACCUGUUCAACUGCAGGCAAAUGUAUUUCUAAUAUUUGCCAUGUAAGUGCAAAUAAUUACGACUAUGUGGGCCAUGUGAAAUCUAGUGAUUCUAAGUAUUCAGAGGUUUUCUAUGUCUAGAUCAAAGAGGAUAUUUCUAAAAUCA
Agelaius phoeniceus (red-winged blackbird) is the source of this 2869-nucleotide messenger RNA. It is a transcript of the gene RHOBTB1, whose product is annotated as Rho related BTB domain containing 1. Gene Ontology annotation, biological process: small GTPase-mediated signal transduction. NCBI's taxonomy places the organism in Eukaryota, Metazoa, Chordata, Aves, Passeriformes, Icteridae. The record is from RefSeq and is a predicted model, not a curated record. Gene Ontology annotation, molecular function: protein binding; GTPase activity; GTP binding.